Molecule: messenger RNA, 1380 nt
Organism: Cotesia congregata
Lineage: Eukaryota; Metazoa; Arthropoda; Insecta; Hymenoptera; Braconidae
Source: the annotation of a GenBank genome assembly
AUGGCUGAGACAAUGCGAAUGCGAGUUUAUGGAAAACAUCCAACUUGUGCAAACUUAACAAGGCUCGAAGAACGUAGGAGCCGUAGACUUGCAUUACGGUUAGAUAGAAAUCGUAAGCCAGAUAAGCCUGAAGACUUUGUUUGCUAUGAGUCAAGUGAUGAUGAAGAAGAAACUGUUAUGGAAGGUCGUCAAUAUUUAAAAACUUCAUUUAAUUUUGUAGAUUAUGUUCGUGCACGGGAAACAAAUACUAAAGAAGUUAGAAAAAUUAAUCAAGAAUAUGGUUCAAGACAUAUAUUGACUCAUGAUUUAUUUAAAGAAUAUCCUAUCACUUUAACUAAUAUGAACAAGGUAUUUUGUUCACAGUGGUUGAGUGAUAGACAAGUAGUUUUUGGUACCAAAUGUAAUAAACUUAUGGUUUAUGAUGUAGCUACACAAAAAUUAGAUCAAAUACCGUCGUUAUACGGUCGUAAUUCAAGUACGAAUAAUGCCUCAACUGCUGAACAACAGUCUGGUAUACAUUCUGUUCAAAUUAAUCCAUCGAGAACAUUAUUAAGUACUGGAGGUAGAAAUUGCAAUGAAAUAGCCAUUUAUCGAUUGCCAACCUUAGAUCCUGUAUGUGUUGGAGAAAAUGGCCACAGAGAUUGGGUGUUCGAUAUGUGUUGGCUCGACGACGAAUUUUUAGUAUCAGGUUCGAGAGACACUAAAAUGACAUUAUGGCAUAUAAAUAACGAACUUGCGACUGCUUCGGACAAAGCAGAUGUCCCAAAGCCUGAAUCAAUUCAACCAGUUUGUGUAAAAGAAUGUCGAUCAGCGCAGAAAGUUCGUGCAUUGGUGUUCAAUAAAGCUAUUAAUGAAAUUGCUGCAUUAUCUUUAAAUUGUUACAUACAUAUUUGGUCUGCUGAAACGUUUAAACAAAAAAUAUCAAGAAAGCUUCCAGCAUGCCAAGAAAAUGUUUGUUUAGCUGUUCAAGAUGGUGGUGUGUAUGCAGUCGGAUGUCGCUCAUAUACUCUUUUAUUGGAUGCACGAACACUUCAACCAAUUAAAAAAAUUCCAUCUAGGUAUACUGGUUGCGGAAUACGAUCUGCUAGUUUUCAAGGGUCUGUGCUUACAAUUGGUACAGGAUUAGGAAUGUUAAUGUUUUAUGAUGUCAGAGCUCAAAAGUAUUUAGAAUCAUCAAUAAAUUCUAAUCGAACUGUAGUUUUGAAAGCUUCUAAAGGAUACGUUUUCCCAGAUGAAGAAUUCAUGGACGGUGUUCAAAAUGUAAAAUACACACCAGCAAUAUAUACACACUGUUACGAUGCAUCCGGUACUCGUCUAUUCACAGCUGGCGGACCACUUCCAGCAAAUUUUUAUGGGAAUUACGCUGGAUUAUGGCAAUAA